AUGAGUACCACUGACGUCCUCGGCACUGCAACCACCUCAUCAUCGGGGAACCACUUGUGGGUACCAGACCCAAAAUCAAGCGAGCCUUCGAACGAGCCCAAGGCAUCUUCCUCCCGUUCGACACAGCUACUAAAGGACAGAAUUUAUGUCGGAAACUUGGGUCCGGUAGUGGACGAGUACACCUUACUCCAGGUUUUCUCAAAGUACGGAAAAGUCACGAAGCUCGACUUUUUGUUUCAUAAAUCGGGGCCCAACAAGGGGAGGCCUCGCGGAUAUGCUUUUGUCGAGUUCGAGAACGAAGCGGACGCAGAAAGGGCUUUAGCUGGUGCGAAUGGCAAGCUCCUUCGUGGUCGGAAACUCGUUGUCACGUUUGCGCACCAAGCUCCUUUAAGUAACUCUGAGAUUAGUGGGUCAUAUGGAGGCCGACCCAAAAAGGCCGACAGCACACCGACGGCUUUGAGUAUAGUGAAGAGCACGGGGGUUGGUCGUUCAGAAAUGUCCGUGUGCAUCUUCCUAAAUCCUUGUCGUUUUCUCACCUCGCGACUAGUAAGACUUCAAGAAAAAUUGCAAUAA
Messenger RNA from Pisolithus orientalis, 573 nucleotides. RefSeq lists its product as uncharacterized. The coding region runs from base 1 to 573 and encodes 190 amino acids. Lineage: Eukaryota; Fungi; Basidiomycota; Agaricomycetes; Boletales; Pisolithaceae. The transcript is spliced from 3 exons. The record is from RefSeq and is a predicted model, not a curated record. Gene Ontology annotation, molecular function: RNA binding.